AUGUCGUUUUCAACAAAAUAUGACAUUGUCAUCAUCGGGGCAGGAAUCGCCGGAAUCAACGCUGCGUACCGCAUCCAAUCACUCCUUCCUAAUCACACAUAUGUUAUUCUCGAAGCCCGCGAGACAGCUGGCGGCACAUGGGAUCUGUUCCGGUACCCUGGUGUCCGGCUCGACUCCGAUAUCCACACGUUUGGGUUUUCCUGGCACCCAUGUCACAACGAUAAACCUAUGAUGGACGGAGAAUCUCUAUUCAAUUACCUCAAUGAAACAACAAAGAAAUACGGAAUAGACAAGCAUAUCCUCUUCAACCAUCGAGUUAGACACGCGGCAUGGUCCUCAGAAGAUAAUAUGUGGGGUUUAAAAGCCACGCUUCAGGAUAAAGAGAUUUAUCUCAGCGCAACGUACGUAAUGUUCGCCACGGGAUACUUCGACCAUAAUCAGCCAUUGCCCGCGCAGAUCCCCGGCUUGAACGGCUUUCGCGGGAUGCUCAUUCACCCACAGUUCUGGCCAGAGGGCCUCGAUUGUUCGGGUAAAAGAAUCGCGGUCAUCGGCAGUGGGGCGACGGCGAUCUCGCUUGUCCCCAAACUAGCCGAGACGGCGUCUAGCGUGACCAUGGUACAGCGCAGCCCGAAUUACAUCCUACCAAUACCUUCACCUGGAGACAACGGAUGGGCACGAUUCUUCCCAGCCGCGUUCUCUCAUAAAGUUAAACGCCUCAGUUGGUUGGCGAUUUCACUAUUUGGAUAUUAUGCAUUCCGCAAAUGCCCCACUGCUGCUAAGGAGUAUCUCCUCGGCCUAGCCCGAAGACGACUCCCAAAACACAUACCAAUAGAUCCUCAUUUUACACCCAGGUAUAACGUCUGGGAUCAACGGCUCUUAGCCUGUCCCGAUGGGGACUUCUUCGAGAGCCUCCAUCGCGGGAACGUCGGCAUCGAAACGGCGAAUAUCCGAAAGUGUACUCCCAACAGCAUUGUUCUCGAGAAUGGGAAAUCAAUCGAAGUGGAUCUUGUCAUCACUGCCACGGGCCUUAAGCUGCAGUUCGGCGGUGGGGCCACUUUUGCAAUUGACGGGCAGGAUUGUGAUCUCUCCAAAAGAUUCCUCUGGAAUGGUAUGAUGCUCCAAGGCGUUCCCAAUGCAUUCUUCGCUCUCGGAUAUCUCACCAGUGCCUCGUGGACAAUGGGGGUAGAUGUCACGGCCUUGUCUGCCUGCCGACUCAUCAACCACAUGGCUAAGAGAAACAUCCUCGCAGCUAUGCCUCCUGCCAAGGGUCCGUCAGAUCCAACUCUUAGACCUGUCUGGAGUUUAAAUUCCACGUAUAUGGUGGCAGGUGGAGACUGUUUACCGAAAGCGGGGAUCGUCAGCCCAUGGCAUCCGCGCACGAACUAUAUCCUCGACUAUCUUCAAGCACGCUAUGGGUCUUUUAGCGAUGGUUUAGAGUUCACUAGAGCUGGUUAA
Messenger RNA from Aspergillus caelatus, 1455 nucleotides. RefSeq names its product flavin-containing monooxygenase. Gene Ontology annotation, molecular function: flavin adenine dinucleotide binding; N,N-dimethylaniline monooxygenase activity; NADP binding. The record is from RefSeq and is a predicted model, not a curated record. Lineage: Eukaryota; Fungi; Ascomycota; Eurotiomycetes; Eurotiales; Aspergillaceae. The transcript has a single exon. The coding region runs from base 1 to 1455 and encodes 484 amino acids.